UCCCGCCGCAACUCGCGCGCCUACAGUAUCCUCUCUGACGACCCACACCCCACACCCCGCCCUUCCCCAGCACCACCACUCACUCGCCGCAGCGGCACCCGCGGCGUACGCGCGACAUCAAUAACCUCCGACGCCGCACCGCCCACCGAAGCGCCACAAGCAACGCGCAUAGCACCGCACUACUUCCUCUCACCUACGGUCCCGGGCCCGUUCACCGGCACCCUCGAAGCAAGUCUCGACGCAAUUCUGCAAUGGGGCAAACUCCACCCCUCGACCACCGCCAUCGUGACAACUCUACUUGAACCAGUCUCCAAAUCAACAAACUGGCCGUUGAUUCUAUCCACAUUCAGCACUCCCAGCACACUCUCUCCAAAGCUAUCCCGCUUCCUGCUCGAGGAGUUUUUAUUCUUGGUGACGCGGACAUUAUUGCCGGAGCAAAUCGCCGAAAACAGACUCGCAAUGGGGAGAUUGUAUGAUCGGAAGAAACAGCUUGCGAUUCGGUUGGUGUUGAGGUAUGAUAUGCUGAGGGAGUGG
Macroventuria anomochaeta is the source of this 534-nucleotide messenger RNA. RefSeq lists its product as uncharacterized. The record is from RefSeq and is a predicted model, not a curated record. The annotation marks the transcript as partial. The transcript has a single exon. Lineage: Eukaryota; Fungi; Ascomycota; Dothideomycetes; Pleosporales; Didymellaceae.